AUGAACGGGAAGAUGAACGGACAGGCUGUGACGGUCAAGAGGAGGACAACUCCCAAGAGGGGACCGACCCUGCUCGCCCGCUCUUUUAACAUGAUUGCGAGGAUCCUGACUUGGUAUUCCAUCGUCUCCGUCCUCUUCCGCUGCCCUGCGAACCUCGAGGCUUGCGAUGAGUCCUCUCCCAAGAUCUGCAAGCCCUACUUCCAACUGAAACACGCCGUCACACCCCAUCUCGAGCCUUACUACCAUACCUACGCCGCUCCCUACGUUGAGAAGGCGACGCCCUACUACAACAUCGCCAACGAGAGAGUUCUCGUCCCUACCAAGGCCUACGCCGUCAAGUACGGCGCUCCCCGCCUGCAGCAGGCUCAAACCUACGGUAAGGCCCAGUGGGACAAGAACAUUCACCCGAAGCUCGCCGUCUACCAGAAGCAGGCCCAGGACAAGUAUGACCAGACGGUUGCUCCUCACGUCGCCAAAGUUUCCACCAGCAUAGGCCCCUACUACGACAUCGCCCGUACUAGUGCUCUCCAGACUUACCACGACGUCAUCCUGCCUUCAUACCAUUUUGUCCACCCUUAUGCUGCCCAGGGCUAUGCUGUCGCCUCGCACUUCACCACUGAGACGGCUGUUCCUUCCGCCUACUGGGCCUGGAACAAGACGUACAGCUUCCUUGACGCUACCGUUUGGCCCCAGUUCCGCGUUCUCUACAUUGAGAAUGUCGAGCCCCAGCUGGCCAGGAUCGGUCAGCGCCUUGGUCGCUAUAAGAACAAGACUAAGGGCUCGAUCGAGAACGUUUCUGAGAGCGCCGCUGCCAAGGCAUCUUCAUUCACCAAGCCUGUGGCUUCCACGGCCUCCACCGUCGUUUCUUCUGUUUCUUCGGCCGUCUCCUCCGCCUCGGAGAAGGCUUCCACCGCAGUCGAGAGCGCGCACAUCCCUGACGCGUCCGAGGUCGCUCAGCACGACCAGUCGGAGCAGGUCCAGCCACCCUCGCCUGAUGAGGACGCCGAUGAAAUCCGCAAGAAGGCCCAAGAAACCGUUGCUAAGGAUCUCAGCAGUUGGCAGGACAAGUUUGCCAAGGCCGCCGAUGAGGGCGCCUCCGAGAUUGAAGACCGCGUCGAGGAGAUCUCCAAGCGCGUGAUCAAGGAGAAGGCCCACGGCGAGGGCAAGGCCCUCGUCGCCGAGCUGCAAAAUGCAGCCAUUACUGAAGUUAAUUCUUUGCAGAAGAAGAUCAUCGAGCUUGUCCAAAAGUCUGUCGAAUCCCCCGAGGGCAUCCAGGACGAGCUUUUCGCCGCUGUUCGGAAGGCUGGGCUCAACAUCAAGGAGAAGGCGCAGAAGAUCCGCGCCUGGAAGGAAGACUACGAGGCCGAGAUUGAGGGCGCCGUUAGCGAGGCUGCUGAUUCCCACUUCAAGAUCCUCGCGAGCAUUCAAGACUUGGCACUCCAAAAGAUUGGAAUGAAGUGGGCCUGGAUGGACGGCAUUACCUACAAGGAUUGGGCCAAGUACCACGAGCUGAGGGAACGCUUCGAGGUGUGGACCAAUGACCUCAAGAAGCUCAUCGUCUCCCACCCUGGCCUGCAAGAGGCACGCGAAGCCUCCAACGAGGUCGAGGACUCCGGCAUGGCCGCCGCUCAAGCUGCUGCUCAAGAACUUGCCAAGCUUAAGCAGGUUGGCCUCUGGAAGCUCGCUGCCCAGGAUUCGUCGGACAACUUCGACAGCGAAACUGCCCGCCUCGCUGCCGAGGAAGCAGAGCGCCUUCGUGCCACCGAGCCUUCCGUCACUCCCUCCGACGCCGUCUCCACUCCCGAGGAAGACCCUCUGGAAUCAGCUGCCAGCGUGGUCGAGAACGAGUCUCCCGCCACCGAACUCGCUUCUGACGGAGCGGCAAGCUCUGUUAGCAGCGUUGCUAGUGAAGUCAAGGAGAGUCUUAGCAGUGGCAUUCCCGCCGUGUCUUCCGCCGUAUCCGAAUCCGCCACCAGUGCCGCCAGCCAAGCGUCGAGCGUUGUAGUCGGCAGCUCGUCCAGCACUGCUUCUGGGCCCGACCUAGCCUCCACCAUUAUCCCUGGUGACGACCAGACUUACAUCGCCGACACCGAAGGAUCGUCGCCUGCUGGCGCUGAGGAGAGCGCCGUCCCCGGCGAUAAGCUGGAAGAGGAGAUCAUCUUGGAGUCUGCCGAGGACAAGCCCGUCGCUGCCGAUACCGAGACUGUCAAGCCCGCCUUCCUCGGGGCUGCCGCGCAGUCUGUCUCGAACAGAGUUCCGGUUAUGGAGGAUGACGAGGAUGCCGACAGCGUUUCAUCUAGGGCCCAGGAGGCUUACUCUGCCGCUGUUUCUAAGGCCUCGGCGCAGUAUUCCUCUGCGAGCGCUGCCAUCUCUGCCAAGAUCUACGGCACGCCCCAGCCGACGCAGGAGAAGCUGAUUGCAUCUGCCUCUGGCGCCUACGCCGAAGCCAUCGCAGCUGCCAGCUCUCGCUACGACGAGGCCAUCAAAGCGGCUUCCAAGGCGAUUUACGGAACGGUUCCCGCCAAGCCUACUCCUUCCUACGACUGGGCCCGCGUUGAGGCCAUCGCUUCCCAGCGCCUCAACGAGGGGCGCCUAUGGGCCGAGCAACAGUACGAGAGCGCCAAGAUUGCGCUUGGUCUUGCCACUGCCACCCCUACUUCCCAGGUUGAGAAGCUCCUCGACCAAGCCAAGUACAACUACUACGCUGGCGUGGGUGUCGCCCAUGCUCGCUACUCGGAAUUCUUGGCUGCUGCAUCCUCGGCCCUGAACGCCGCGACCGCGACGCCUACUCCCACCAACGUGGCCGGCACCGCGUCCUCUGUUGCCUCUGUUGCCACCCGCUCAGCCGACGCCGUGGCCUCGGGAGCGCAAAAGGAGGCUCUUGCCGUGGCAUCGGCAGUUAGCGACGGCUUCUCGGCAGCUGCCUCGAUUGUUAGCAAUUCCGUCUCAGCUGGCGUCCAAGAGGUUGUAGACGCUGCACAGGCCAUCGAAAAGGGUGUGUCGGAUACCUGGGAGGCUGUAGUGAGCCGCGCAAGCGUCCAGAUCUACGGCAAGCCCACCCCUACCGCAUGGUACGACAGUGCCGGACAGUACGCAUCGCAGGCCACUGCCGUCGUCGCCGAGAGCCUCGCUGCGGCGCAAAACCGCGCUGUCAAGCAGUACGAAGACAUGAGCAAACUUGUCUCGGAACUGCUGGUUGGCAAGGAGCCUACAUACUCCGAGAGCGUUUUGGCUCGCCUGCAGGCCGCCUACUCUACGGGCAUUGCCUCCGCCGCCAGCCUUGCCAGUGCUGCCUCGGCUACUGUAUCGUCGGCUGCUUCUGCUGUGACGGACGCCGUCAAGGAGACUGUGCGGCACGCCCGCGACGAGUUGUGA
Colletotrichum navitas is the source of this 3375-nucleotide messenger RNA. RefSeq lists its product as uncharacterized. The record is from RefSeq and is a predicted model, not a curated record. The coding region runs from base 1 to 3375 and encodes 1124 amino acids. NCBI's taxonomy places the organism in Eukaryota, Fungi, Ascomycota, Sordariomycetes, Glomerellales, Glomerellaceae. The transcript is spliced from 3 exons.